Messenger RNA from Haliotis rubra (blacklip abalone), 1294 nucleotides. Its product is annotated as putative nuclease HARBI1. The coding region runs from base 1 to 1101 and encodes 366 amino acids. NCBI's taxonomy places the organism in Eukaryota, Metazoa, Mollusca, Gastropoda, Lepetellida, Haliotidae. The record is from RefSeq and is a predicted model, not a curated record. The transcript has 3 exons.
AUGGCGUCCUUUCGCACGUUUCACAGACUCUACAUCCUGUUUAGCGAUCUCAUGGGUGACGAUGAAGAAAACUAUGCUCUAUUUCUAAGUAAAUUAAGACAGUGGGGCGUGGUCGCCAGCAUACCUCGUUCUGUGCCAAAAGCAGUCGACUACACUGACAUCUUUGCUGAAUUAUCCGUGAAUGAUGAUUACUUUUCUGAGCAUUUUCGUGUGAGUCGACACACAUUUGACAUUUUACUGGAAUAUAUUGAACCGUCCAUUUCAAGACACAACAGAGGAGGAAAUCACCCUGUGCCACCAGAAAAGCAGCUGUAUAUUUUCUUAUGGUAUCUCAGUAAUCUUUGUUCCAUGAGAGAAGUGUCACAACUGUUCGAUGUCUCAAUGUCUACUGUACAUAAAGUUGUAACCAAUACUUCCAAAGUGAUUGCAUCAUUGCAGAAUCGUAUGAUUAGAUGGCCAGAUGAGCAGAGAAGAGCUGAAAUAGCAGCAACAGUGCAGCAGAACUCAGGUUUUCCAGGAGUCGUAGGCUUUCUCGAUGGAACACACAUCAGACUGUCAUCUCCCAUAGGACAGGACAGAGAUUACUAUAAUCGUAAGGGUUAUCCCUCUAUGCAGCUGCAAUUAGCUGUGGAUCAUGAACUGCAAAUAAUCAGUGCAUAUACAGGUUGGCCAGGAUGCUGCCAUGAUGCCAGGGUUCUGCGCAAUUCCAUGAUCUAUCAAAAGGCUGAAAGAGGACAGCUUUUCAGUAAUGCUCAACAUCUUUUUGCUGACAAUGCCUACCCUCUUAGAAACUGGCUUAUCACACCUUUCAGAUGUGUAGGAAACAUCACACGUCAACAACGAAGAUUCAACAAGAGAUUCUCAGGUCAGCGACAAACAGUCGAAAGGGCUAUAGGUCAUCUAAAGGGCAGAUUUAGAAGACUUCGAGAAAUCCCAUUUCACAACGCAGAUGACGUCUGUCAUAUGAUAAUUGCAGCAUGCGUUUGUCAUAACAUCUGUGUCCUUGCAGAUGAUGAUGUUGAACACUUCAUGGACAAUGAUGGAUUACUGCAUCCAAACAACUAUCAAAAAACAUUUACCAGAAUGGUUACCAUGGUGUAGCUAGACGAUUGCAGUUAAUGAGAUAUGUGUGAUACUGAUGAGGCUACUUUGGAGUUAAUAUGGAUUGCAUGUGAAUAAAACAUGCAAGCUUCUGUGAUAUAAAUGUACCAAAAGAAAUCUCAGCUACUUACACUUUCAAAAGCAGUAAUUGAGUUAUUGUGGUCUGAAAUAUGUACAUUUUUUUUCAUCUCUG